AUGAUGGGAAAUCCAUCUCCCAAUAUCAUAGUACCUACUUCGAAGGGAUACAUAACUACCGCCCCGAGCGCAUACCAGAGAAUCAUUGGUCCACAGAUAAGUGGAGAAAGAAUUCAACAAUUGCUCUGUAGAACCACCCGAUCGCAGAUGCUAAUGGGUCGACAGCAUGACACGUUGUGGAGGCGUAUCUACUGGGGUUGGUCAAAAAAUACGGAGAAGAUCUUUCAAACCAUAAAGAUGAUGCAAGGGUAUGGGAGGAAACCCAACUUAGGAGAAAAGGAAAGAAGAAGGGUGAUAUCUAUGGAAUAUGAGCAUCAGAUAUACAUUUUUUGGUUUCUAGGACACCAUCUUCCCGAUCCACCCAAUCGGACAGUACACAACAAUAGGUUCAUAGGUUACGUGCACAAGUUUCUAUCAUGGAACAACAACAACACAAAUGAAAGAACAAAUGCAAAUGGCUAUGAGGAUGAUAAAUAUGUCUGCAAAUCAACCCCAUGCUCCCCCUAA
Molecule: messenger RNA, 507 nt
Organism: Lactuca saligna
Lineage: Eukaryota; Viridiplantae; Streptophyta; Magnoliopsida; Asterales; Asteraceae
Source: the annotation of a GenBank genome assembly